Quercus robur (English oak) is the source of this 1347-nucleotide messenger RNA. RefSeq lists its product as uncharacterized. The record is from RefSeq and is a predicted model, not a curated record. Bases 1 to 1347 code for a protein of 448 amino acids. NCBI's taxonomy places the organism in Eukaryota, Viridiplantae, Streptophyta, Magnoliopsida, Fagales, Fagaceae. The transcript is spliced from 5 exons.
AUGAAGGAGUUAUUAUCUAUUGGUUUCAUUAGAGACAGUUAUACUCCUUUUGCUUCCCUUGUUCUUUUAGUGAGGAAGGCUAAUGGCUCAUGGAGAAUGUGUAUAGAUUAUAGAGCUUUAAAUCAAGAAACCAUUAAGGAUAAAUGCCCUACUCCUGUCAUUGAUGAUUUGCUAGAUGACUUAUUUGGGCCUUGUGUGUUUUCUAAAUGGGAUUUAAGGUUUGGUUAUCACCAAAUUAGGAUGAAGGAGCAAGACAUCCCUAAAACUGCAUUUCGAACUUAUGAAAGUCAUUAUGAGUUUUUAGUGAUGCCCUUUGGCUUAACCAAUACUCCUUGUACCUUCCAAUCUUUGAUGAAUAUUGUUUUCAGGCCAUUCUUGAGGAAAUUUUUUCUUGUUUUCCUUGAUGAUAUACUUGUGUAUAGUAAGACCUUAGAUGAUCAUUUACUUAAGGAUGCCAUUUCUAAUCCAUCUGUGUUGGCCUUACUAGAUUUUACCAAAGCUUUCACUGUGGAGUGUGAUGCUUCAAGCUUAGGGUUAGGGGCUGUUUUGAUGCAAGAUCAGAGACCUAUUGCCUUCCACAGUCAAGCAUUGAAGAGUAAGAACAUUGCUCUCCCAACUUAUGAAAAGGAAUUGCUGGCCUUGGUGGUUGUUGUGAAAAAGUGGAGGCCUUAUCUGCUUGUGGAGUACAAACAUGAUAAGGAGUAUUUGGAGGCUGAUGCUCUUUCUAGAAGGGAUGAAGAUUUGGCUGGAGCUUCCAUAGAACCUUUUGCUACUGCUGUUGGCACCUUGUGUAUGAUUUCUUUUCUUACACCAACUUGGCUUUUUGAUCUCAAGUUGUACUUAGGCCAAUUUAAUGGUGACUUAAAGGCCAAGGUGUUGCAGCAAGUCUAUAAUGGUCCUUUGGGGGGUCACUCAGGUUAUUUUAAGACUUUUCACAGGCUCAAGGGUUUCUAUUGGUCUGGUAUGAGGAAGGACUUCAAGCAAUACAUUUGGGAGUGUGAUGUUUGUCAGAAACUUAAGAAUGAGACUUGUUAUCUUGCUGGUCUGCUGCAACCCUUGUCCAUUCCAGAAAGGCCUUGGGUAGAUGCUCUCUAUAGUUAUCCUCCAUCUAGAGUUAUGGAUUAUGUGCCUGAUACCACUCAAGUAAAGGCUGUGGACUUGUUGUUGAAGGAUAGACAACAGCUUUUGUCCUUGCUCAAACACAACCUCAGUGUUGCUCAAGAGAGGAUAAAAUUGUAUGUUGAUAAGAAGAGAUUGGACAGGUCAUUUGCUAUGGGGGAUUGGGUUUAUCUCAGGUUGCAACCUUAUAAGCAAACUUUGUGUAGCAUCAAAAACAAGGGAAGUUAG